This is a messenger RNA of Cylas formicarius (sweet potato weevil), 3487 nucleotides long. It is a transcript of the gene DCP1, whose product is annotated as mRNA-decapping enzyme 1B. The transcript has 3 exons. Gene Ontology annotation, biological process: deadenylation-independent decapping of nuclear-transcribed mRNA; deadenylation-dependent decapping of nuclear-transcribed mRNA; positive regulation of catalytic activity. Lineage: Eukaryota; Metazoa; Arthropoda; Insecta; Coleoptera; Brentidae. Gene Ontology annotation, molecular function: mRNA binding; enzyme activator activity. Gene Ontology annotation, cellular component: P-body. The coding region runs from base 204 to 1412 and encodes 402 amino acids. The record is from RefSeq and is a predicted model, not a curated record.
UUAGUUUUGCGAUAAUCAAAACAAGAUAUACGAUGCAUUUUUUAAAAUAAAAAUUGUAAGUUUUUUCAAUUCCGAACUAAGGUUGUUAAAACCAAGAACCAGCAGUUUUUAUCGGAAAUUGUUUACGAAAACCAUCCCAUUGAUCCUUUCGCGGCGUGUUUAUGCGCUAGUCCUAUGAUGUAUAUCGUUCUGUAUUGUAAAUCAUGGCCGAUUCUAUCGAGUUGCGUGCUAGUGUAACGUCCAUAAAAAGAGUUGAUCCGUAUGUUAAAGACAUUUUGGCGACCGCGACGCAAGUAGCGUUGUAUAAAUUUAACACUUCUUCGAACGAAUGGGAAAAAACCGAUAAAGAAGGCGCCUUGUUCAUCUACAGUAGGAAUGGCGAACCCUUCCAUAGUAUUAUGAUAGUAAACAGACUGAACAAGGACAAUUUCAUCGAGCCCAUCGUAAAAAACUUCGAUUAUCAGAUGCAAGCGCCUUUUUUGCUCUACAGGAACUCGAAAAGUAAAAUAUUCGGCAUUUGGUUUUUUAACAGUGAAGAGUGUGUUAGGAUAACCUUACUCGUGGAAACGUUAAUGGAAAGGUUUAAAGACAAAAGUGGGGACACAAAACCCAAGCACAUUAAUCAAAAUACCAACGGGUUGCUCGCCGGAACCGACAGUUCGGUGGACAUCUUUGCGAUGCUCUCGAAAGCCCAGGAGGACUUCAACAAGACCCCGGUCAAGCAUGACGCGACGGCGGCGGCGUCGUCGUCGUCGACGUUCUCCUCGACGCCCCGCGUCCCCGACAUGACGCCGCAGAGCGUCAUGGACUUUUUCGCGAAAGCGAGCACAAAAACGAGCCAGAAACCGAUCUCGACCGGUAACACGAGCGAAAACGUGCUCCACAGACUGAUGUCUAACCCCGCCCACAGCGUCGAGCACAUCGAGAAGCAGCAACGGUCGGUGACGCCACAGGAACAGGUCGGCCAUGCGUCCGACAGACGGAGCGCGCCUAUCAAUUUGCCGAGCAAAAGCGCCGACAUCUUCGAUAGGUUUGUGGAAAACGGGUUUGGGGCGCAGACCGUGUCCCCUCCGCGACGCUACGUCGGCUCGGCGCCGUCGCCAUUGGCGUUCGUGAUGCCCAACAGCGACGCGGGCGAGCGUCUCGCGCCGUCCCCGUUCGCCCAGUUUCUCGAGAACUCGCAAAAACCGCUGCUGAUGACCCCGAUGAUGUUCACCGCCCCUGCCAACGUCAAAUCGUCUGCGGAUUUGUCGGGCGACGCCCCGGAACACGUCGAAAUGCUUACCGAAAAACAAUUGGCGCAGGCCCUGAUCCACCUGCUUAAAACCAACAAGGAUUUUAUCAAGCAAGUACAUCAGGCCUACGUCAACUCGAUACUAGACAAAGUGAACUCGGGUAACGUAGACCGUUAGACGGGGAGUCGGAGAGUCAUUCGUUAAAUAUCAGGUCGGCGUCAAGUCUCAAACAAUCGAACGAGCCCGCCCCCCAGAUUGAACGAAAUCUCGACCGAUCCGGCAACCGCGCGUGCGCUCUAAAAAGUAUCGGCAAAUUUGUAAAUUUCGUUAGAUCCGGCACCGCCGCGUGGGACGUUUGUUUGGGUUAUGGUGCAGCGGCAAGGACAACAUUGUGACUCCGAUUACAUACACUACGUACAUAAUAUACAUUGCGUUCGAUCCGGCACCUCAGCUCGACAAUUUGUUAACGGAAAUUCGAAACAUAAGAGUUUUCUCAUGUCUGACGAAAUUCUGACUGACCCGGCAACGUCGCAUUGAAUGUUUGCAGGUUCUGCCACACAUUCCGUUCGUUUUUAUCCCAGUUUUGGCUGAUCGGACAAGAUCGUGUUGCGUCGUUAAGGUGUAAUUUGUUAAUUGCGUCCAUCCUGGCGAGUCAAAACCCGAAAACCGACGGCAGCGUUGCCAGACGGAUUUUCCAGAUUUGAGGAAAUUCCGACCGGCCCGGCAACGCCGCGUCAAGUAUCUAGAAAUUACGUUUUGAACCAAAUUUAGAUCCGGCAUCGCUGCGCGGCAACUAAAUUCGGAAUAUGACGAGAACGUUAAUACAUUUGCAACAUUAAGUUUCAAUUUAUAAUCAACAUAAUAUAAAAGGGUUUACAAAUAUAUUUUUUCGGAACUUAAAGUCAAAAUGGCCAAACUUAACAAACAAUUUUAUGAACUUAAAAAACAAUUUCUAAUUUGGUAUAUAAAUCAAAAUAAUAAUAGAUUCACCGUUAGUUUGUGUAUUCUCUCGUCUCCUGGAAUUUCUUUAAUUUUAGCAGCUGACCAUGGAUUUUUAGGAUUUGACUCAGACAAUUUUAAAAGUAUUUUGGUUAAAAGUCUUUACCCUGCGGAAAGGAGCUAUUUCAAGAGUAUUUAUUUUUUAUUUCCACGAGUCCCUUCUCACAACUUGAUAUAUUCCAGGUGGUUAGGUUCUUUUGCUUUGGACAUCCACACGAUGAAUUGCUCAGUGUGUUUGAUUGUAAAUGGCUUUUUUCCUGACGCAUAUAAUUAUUUUGACUAAAUCACGUUAGUUUCACACACAGUCUUCACUUUUACGAUUAAACCACAAUCUCUAUGAAACGAUCGAAAUGUAUGAUCUGUGGAAAUUUUUGCAAUAUUUAAUUGAAAUACCCUUUUGCAACUAAAGCGGCGGAGGCUGCCAAGAUUCCUUGGUUUUUUUUUUCGACCCUCGCAGUUGUUUGACCAAAGUAUUAACGACUUCUUAAUUCGUUGAUUAGAAAGUCAAAAACAGAGGAACCUAUUGCGUUCCCAUUACCGGUUUUGUUCCUUCUCUGCCUUUGAAUUUCUAUUGGUAUGUUAUCUUCUAUACUCGCUGAUGAACCACUAUCGAUGUUAUCACUCAUUAUUUUCAAAUUAUCACUCAUUUUGUGGUUUAAAAUGUAAAAGACACGGCACUGACGAAAAAGCAUUUGUUGACAUUAAUGUUAAAGAUAUGCCUGUUUGUCAGAGAUGUUAAAUAACUCCUAAAGAUGGCCGCACAAUACCAUAAACUUUUACGCGCAAGUUCCUAAUGGUAUAUAGAGCCCAAAACUGUAACAAAAACCGUAUAGCAUAGCACUCGUGGAUAUUUCACUCUUCAUUUGAUGUACAGUUUUUUUUUUAUAAAUUCCGAAGCUUGCUCGGAAUUUAGGUCAACCCGGCAACGUCGCGCGCUUUUGGAGUCGCGAUUUCGCUCAAUCUGGCACCACGCGAAAACCAACUUGGGGAUUUACCGGGCGUAUUUGAUAUCGGUCACUUCUAGCUUAAGAUAUUAAUUUAUUUCUUGGUUUUAACAAAUUGACGUGUUCGCGCGUCCACUGAUUGGCGCGUAGAAUUGCAAUUAUUUUCUCGAAAGGGGGACGGUGACCCGCCCUUUCCUUCAUAUAUAAAUUAUACUCGUAAAUUUGGAUCUUUCCGGUUUUUCUAAUUUUAACCGAACCUCAAUUCCUGACGUUGUUACGUUUUAUUAUUCUUCCUGUUCAUCGAUCGAC